Erythranthe guttata (spotted monkey flower) is the source of this 933-nucleotide messenger RNA. RefSeq names its product putative inactive receptor kinase At5g67200. Gene Ontology annotation, biological process: protein phosphorylation. The record is from RefSeq and is a predicted model, not a curated record. Gene Ontology annotation, molecular function: protein binding; ATP binding; protein kinase activity. NCBI's taxonomy places the organism in Eukaryota, Viridiplantae, Streptophyta, Magnoliopsida, Lamiales, Phrymaceae.
AUGGCGAAGCCGCAUUACCAUUUCCUGCAGAGUGUUCUUCUUUUUAUACCCCUGUUGUACUUCCAUUACAACUUCAUCCUAGGUUCUUCUUCACCUUCUCCCGCCAAAACCCUGUUACUCCCGUCUGAUUCUUCCGCAUUGCUGGAUUUCAAGUCGAAAGCGGAUUUGAGGAACGUCUUGGAUUUUUCUGCUAAAACGGGUUCGGGUUUCUGCAAAUGGGGUGGUGUUCAGUGCUCCGAUUCCAACAGGGCUGUCAAAGUGGUUCUGGAAAACAUGAAUCUUGGGGGGGUUUUCGCCCCCGACACUCUUACCCAGCUCCGGCAGCUCCGGGUUCUCAGCCUCCGGAACAACUCCCUCACCGGUCCGGUUCCCGAUCUUUCCGGUUUGGUCAACCUCAAAGUUCUUUUUCUUUGCCGUAACUAUUUCUCCGGCGCCGUUCCGCCGUCUGUUUCCACCCUCCACCGUCUCAAAACCCUCGAUCUUUCCUACAACAUGCUGGCCGGUUCGAUUCCUCUGUCUCUCAACGGUUUGGAGCGGCUGUACUUUCUCCGGCUCGACUUCAACCGGUUCCACGGUCCGGUCCCGCCGUUCAACCUCUCCUCCCUGCAAGUCUUCAACGUCUCCCACAACGACCUCGCCGGCGCCGUUCCGGUGACCCCCACCCUCUCCCGCUUCAACACGUCGUCGUUCGCUUUAAACUCCCGACUCUGCGGCGCGAUCGUGCACAGGCAAUGCCGUUCGACGCGGCCGUUCUUCGGCGACGCAGCACCGCCUCCAAAACAAGCCGCGGCGAGCGCGCUCAGCCAAACCGCCGACCAGCACGGCGGUACGGAUCCUAACAAAGCACGGGUUCGGAGUUCGGUGCAGAUUCCCAGGCGCAAAUUUGAAAGGGCAUUGUCCGAAAUUUACGAGAGCAGUAACAUCGGCAUUUGA